UGGAGAAGAAAAAUUCGCAUAGCCUAUCAAUUCAAAACACUUCGGUUUAUCAUUACGCAUACAUUCAAUUACAAUUUUAAAUUAUUUUCAUUUACCAAAAUUCCAGUUUAAUUAUUUGAAAAGUAAAUUCAAAUUGAAAGAAGAUAAUGGCUUAUCCAAGAAGUCCAGGACCAGCACAUUACAAAAUUCCACCAUCAAUUGGCUACAAAGACCACAAUAAAACCAAAUGGAUAAUGCCAGCUUACUCUAUAGGCAACAAACAUCGCAGUUUGGAAGGUGGUGUUGUACCAGGGCCACAGUAUAUGGUCAGGGAUCAGACCAGGUUUGGCUAUCAAAGAGGCCCAGCCUUCACCAUUAACAGAAGAACUGCACUUAGGAUGGGCUCUUCAGGACCAGGCCCUGGCACUUAUAAACCAGAACAGUACGCAACGCGGAAAGCCCCAGUUUUCAGUUUUGGAAAACGUCCAGCAUCACAACAAAUCACUGUGGGCCCUGGACCAGCCAGCUAUAACGUCAGAAGAGACAAACCUCCCGGUCCAGCUUUUAACAUACUUGGACGUCAAACGCAGAAGAUGUUGGACAAAUCGCCGGGUCCGGCAGCUUACAACCCCAAGUACUCGAGCGUAGACAAGAGACCUCGAGUGAUCAAGUUCAGCGGGAGACCUGACACCUCGGGUCUCGGGAAGGCAUUCGGCCCGGGACCCGGACACUACAAGUACCAGCUGGUGGGCCGGAGCACACCUAAAUUCUCGUUCGGCACUAAACACAAGGAAUGGUUGUCGCCCUAUAUUGUACCUGAGGACAAUGCUUGCACCUAUCCUCCUAGAAAAAGUUGAAACACGUUUUUUGAAAUUGAAAAAUUAUUAUUUAGAACUGUAUGAGAAUAUUGUAGUUGAAAUUAAAACUAGUAGUGAUGUGAA
Molecule: messenger RNA, 920 nt
Organism: Nilaparvata lugens (brown planthopper)
Lineage: Eukaryota; Metazoa; Arthropoda; Insecta; Hemiptera; Delphacidae
Product: outer dense fiber protein 3-B
Exons: 4
Coding region: 147-836 (229 amino acids)
Source: RefSeq, a predicted model, not a curated record